This is a messenger RNA of Bombus pascuorum, 1125 nucleotides long. It is a transcript of the gene RpL5, whose product is annotated as large ribosomal subunit protein uL18. The coding region runs from base 144 to 1037 and encodes 297 amino acids. NCBI's taxonomy places the organism in Eukaryota, Metazoa, Arthropoda, Insecta, Hymenoptera, Apidae. Gene Ontology annotation, molecular function: 5S rRNA binding; structural constituent of ribosome. Gene Ontology annotation, cellular component: cytosolic large ribosomal subunit; ribosome. Gene Ontology annotation, biological process: ribosomal large subunit assembly; translation. The record is from RefSeq and is a predicted model, not a curated record. The transcript is spliced from 6 exons.
GAAGCAAAAUUUUUAACCGGUAGACGGCGCUAUCACGAUGAGGGCGCAACGAGUGUACACGAAACUUCCUUUUGGUACGUGGAAGUCGUGGAACAUUCAAAGGCAGUGUUUCGGAAAGGAGUUUUAUUAUAUUUAUUGGUAAUAUGGGGUUUGUAAAGGUUGUUAAAAAUAAACAGUACUUCAAACGUUAUCAAGUUAAGUUCAGAAGGCGACGCGAAGGAAAGACAGAUUAUUAUGCACGUAAACGAUUAACUAUUCAGGAUAAAAAUAAAUAUAAUACUCCUAAAUACAGAUUAAUUGUACGUCUAUCAAAUAAGGAUAUUACCUGUCAGGUUGCAUAUUCAAGGAUUGAAGGAGAUAAAAUUGUAUGUGCAGCAUACAGUCAUGAACUUCCAAAAUAUGGCAUUAAAGUUGGACUUACAAAUUAUGCUUCUGCAUAUUGUACAGGCCUUCUUUUAGCACGAAGAUUAUUGAAAAAAUUAAGCCUAGAUACCUUGUACACUGGAACAACAGAAGUAACUGGCGAUGAAUAUAACGUUGAAGAAUUAGACGAAGGUCCUGGGGCAUUCAGAUGUUACUUAGAUACUGGUCUAAUGCGUACAACUACUGGUGCUAGAGUUUUUGGCGCCAUGAAAGGUGCUGUUGAUGGUGGUCUGAAUAUUCCACAUAGCACCAAGAGAUUUCCUGGGUAUGAUAGUGAAUCAAAAUCUUUCAAUGCUGAUGUUCAUCGACAGCACAUAUUUGGACAACAUGUUGCAAACUACAUGAGAACAUUAGAAGAAGAAGAUGAUGAUGCUUUUAAACGACAAUUUUCACAGUACAUCAAAAAUGGUAUUACUGCUGAUAGUAUUGAGGGUAUUUAUAAGAGCGCCCAUGAAGCUAUACGUGCAAAUCCAGAACACACAAAGAUCGUUAAAGAAAAAAUACCGGUGAAAAAGCGAUGGAAUCGCCGCAAACUUUCUUUGGCAGAAAGGAAAAACUGUGUUGCUCAAAGAAAAGCUAAUUUCCUCAAAAAACUGGCGGAAGUAGAAGCUUAGUUUUAUUGUCAACUUUCUGCAUCAAGAACAAUGUUCAUGUAUACACGAAGAAUGUUUUGGUAUAAAAAUAAAAUAUGUACACUGGAAA